This is a messenger RNA of Thunnus maccoyii (southern bluefin tuna), 1340 nucleotides long. It is a transcript of the gene c9h9orf78, whose product is annotated as chromosome 9 C9orf78 homolog. NCBI's taxonomy places the organism in Eukaryota, Metazoa, Chordata, Actinopteri, Scombriformes, Scombridae. Bases 90 to 965 code for a protein of 291 amino acids. Gene Ontology annotation, biological process: mRNA splicing, via spliceosome. Gene Ontology annotation, cellular component: spliceosomal complex. The record is from RefSeq and is a predicted model, not a curated record. The transcript is spliced from 9 exons.
UCCCCACUCGAUAACGAACCGUCUGCCAUCGUAGACCAACGCCGUUUUAUUUUACAAAAGCAUAGAAGUAAGGUGAAGUUGCAUUAAAAAUGCCGUGUGGGAAAAACUUUAGGAGGAGAAAGGACUCGUCAGAUGUCGAGGAGGAUGAGACAACUGAAGAAGUCAGAUCAAAAGUAGAGGAGGCCAAAGAACUUCAGAGUUUGCGGAAACGACAGAGCGGAGUCAGUGUUACCGCCUUGUUGGUAGGAGAGAAACUGCCACCAGAGGCUGAAAUUGAUAAUGACCCUUUUAAGCUGAAAACUGGAGGGGUUGUAGACAUGAAGAAAGUCAAAGAUAGGAAUAGAGACAUGACAGAAGAUGAGACAGACCUCAACCUGGGAACCUCCUUUUCAGCUGAAACUAACAGAAGAGAUGAGGAUGCAGACAUGAUGAAAUACAUCGAGACAGAGCUGAAAAAGAAGAAGGGCCUCGUGGAAGCUGAGGAACAAAAAGUUAAGGUGAAGAAUGCAGAGGACCACCUGUAUGAGCUGCCCGAGAGCAUCCGAGUGAACUCUGCCAAGAAGACAGAGGAGAUGUUAUCCAAUCAGAUGCUGAGUGGGAUCCCGGAGGUUGAUCUUGGUAUUGAUGCAAAGAUAAAGAACAUUAUCUAUACAGAGGAGGCAAAAGCCAAGCUGUUGGCAGAACAGAGGAACAAGAAAAAAGACAACGGCACAUCAUUUGUGCCGACCAACAUCGCCGUCAACUAUGUCCAACACAACCGCUUCUAUCACGAGGAUGUUAACGCACCACAGAGGCACCACAGACACAGAGAAGAGCCCAAAGCAAGGCCGCUGCGUGUGGGCGACACUGAGAAACCAGGUCCAGAGGCAUCCUCACCACCUAACUACCGUAAACGUCCCAACAAUGAAAAGGCUACUGAUGACUACCAUUACGAGAAGUUCAAGAAGAUGAAUCGACGAUAUUGAGGAGCUGGGUGUUUUUUGACUCAAAAUGAUAUUCAUCUUUUUAGGGAGUGAAGCCUCCAGAUGAGCUAUGAGGAUAAUUUGCAGACUGGUUGACCCAAAUAACUGAGAGGACUCCCAUGACAGCGUUGUACUUUGUAAAUAUUGUACAUAUCUCCAAGUGGUUAUUGAUUAUUGAUAGUCAUUUGCUUUGUGUUAUGCAAAAACAAAUAAGAUGAGAAUUUGUUUAGGAACACAGGAAUAAUAUUGAUGUUUAACUGAGUGGUUGUCCUGUUUAAGGAGAGGAACUCUGAAAUAAAAGAGACAUGCAUUUUAUUCCACUUUUAAGUUGUGACUUUUAGUUGUAGAAUUCUGUCUUUAUUAAAAACAUAAAACAUU